AUGGAGCAUCCGGUGACCCCAUUGUGCCACAUCAUCCGCCGCAUCAACAAUCCGGAUCAUGCUGAGCAUUAUCGUGUUCGUUCCUUGGACUUCGACCGUCUCAUCGCCUACAAGUCCACGCUUGUGCCGAAUUUUUUAACGGAGGAACAUCGCUCAGUUAACCGCAUGAUUGAUCGUGUUGCCGCAUGGACAGAAGUGUUGCUUACAGACAUUUAUGAUUAUAUAACUAACGAUGAUCCCGCCCUUGUAGAGCAAAUGGUAAAUCUCGAAGACGAGAUUAUCCUUCUGGCUCUUGCGAUCGAUCGUCUCGCCUUCAUGGUUACCGAGGAGCAUCCAAUUCUUCAUGUUUGCGAGCACUGA
Messenger RNA from Caenorhabditis bovis, 360 nucleotides. NCBI's taxonomy places the organism in Eukaryota, Metazoa, Nematoda, Chromadorea, Rhabditida, Rhabditidae. The record is from the annotation of a GenBank genome assembly.